Molecule: messenger RNA, 1140 nt
Organism: Fusarium redolens
Lineage: Eukaryota; Fungi; Ascomycota; Sordariomycetes; Hypocreales; Nectriaceae
Exons: 1
Coding region: 1-1140 (379 amino acids)
Source: RefSeq, a predicted model, not a curated record
AUGUCGACACCCACACCUACAGCUCCUUUAGCCAUCGAUGCUGAGAUGGGAAAUUGGGACGCCUGGGAGGGGUUAUGGGCUGUUCAGGAGUUCAAUAGGCUGCACGACCUGAACAACUCUCAACCCUUGUUCCAAGACACCAGCACCAGUUCCAAUUUGAUGGAGUCUCAGGACCCGAUCGCUCCCCAGGAGCAAGAUCCCGACUCGCCGGUUGAGAGUUCCGAGGAUGAUACUCUUUGGGGUUCACCCCCAUCCCCCAACGUCAGUUCCAGCAUGUCCCUGGCUCUUCCUGUCCCCUCGGAGGCAUUUUCUCCUUUUAAACCCCCAGAAAUGAGUCACAACCCGUUCUCGACUCCUCCUGUCCCUGAGGGAAGCAUCAUAUUUCCUCAUGAUCAACCCACCAUGGGUAGUUUCGCGGACAUGCUAUCCGAUUCCGGCGACUGGAAUCUGUUUGGUGAUACGAGCAACAACGACUUUCAGCUCGAAGGCAUUCCAGAAGAGAAAGUGACUGGCCCUACCCCUGCCAUUGAGUCCUCCCCUGUGGUUACUGAGAGCAACACAGAGCCCCAGUCCCAGGUUUCUCAAUUUGAUUCCAAUUUGGUCGCGAAUGAUGCCCUCGAGAGUGUGCUUCCUGAGCUCAAGGAGGCAUCCAAGACCAAGAAAUCCCGGAGCAGCUCAACUGCCGCCAAAGGGAAGCCAAAGCGGAGCCCUACCAAGGGUGUCGGCAAACGGCCAAAGCGCCUUUCUGGACACAAGUUAGCACAAGAACAGGACAAAGAAGGAUAUCGAAGGUUAGCGCAGAUGAGGGCUGAGCAAUAUCUCGCUAAUCACAUGGCUCAAACUCCUCCAUUUGGCGGAGCUCCUGUCCAGUCUGGUGGCCGGAAUCCAGUCCAGAAUCCAGCCCAGAAUCCAGCCCAGAAUCCAGCCCAGAAUCCAGCCCAGAAUCCAGCCCAGAAUCUUUAUACUCAGGAUGUUUUCCUUGAUCAAGCUGCUGUUCAGCUCCCCAAUCAAUCUCUCGAUCUGGAGCUUUUCGGUCAAUCUCUCCCAGAGGCUCAGCAUCCUUUGGCUGUCACUUCGCGAAACAUUCCGAUGCCGCAGCACCCGUACCAAUACUAUCAAAAUUGGUACCGUCGGUUUUAA